Anisakis simplex (herring worm) is the source of this 1470-nucleotide messenger RNA. Lineage: Eukaryota; Metazoa; Nematoda; Chromadorea; Rhabditida; Anisakidae. The record is from the annotation of a GenBank genome assembly.
AUGUUCGGCUUCCAGGACACAACUCUCCUUAGACAAAUGAAGGAGGAACCCCUUGGCUUAAGAGCACAUUGGGCACCGACUGUUGUUGACACCUCACCAGCCAGUGCUCAAUUGGCUCGAGCGCAUUUCGAGAAGCAUCCACCGAAUAAUCUACGAAAGAGUAAUUUUUUCCAUUUCGUUAUCGCAUUGUAUGAUCGAGCCGGGCAACCGGUCGAAAUUGAACGAACUCAAUUCGCGGAUUUUGUGGAAAAGGAACGCGAAGUGGACGGUCAAGAUACCCGCAAUGGUAUCCACUACAGACUAUGGCUUGCGUUCGCUAACGGUCUUCGAUCAGAACAAGAUCUCUACGUUCGCCUCAUCGAUAGUGUCUCGAAGCAGGCGAUCGCUUAUGAAGGACAAGAUAAAAAUCCAGAGAUGUGUCGAGUUCUACUAACACAUGAAGUGAUGUGUAGUCGUUGCUGUGAAAAGAAGAGUUGUGGAAAUCGAAAUGAAACACCAUCAGAUCCUGUUAUUAUCGAUCGGUUUUUUCUGAAAUUCUUCCUCAAAUGCAAUCAGAAUUGUUUGAAGAACGCUGGCAAUCCGCGAGAUAUGCGUCGAUUCCAGGUUGUUCUCGGUACAACAGCGCACGUCGAUGGCCCAUUGUUGGCAAUAUCGGAUAAUAUGUUCGUUCAUAAUAACUCGAAACAUGGCAGAAGAGCGAAACGACUCGACCCAUCCGAAGAUAUAUCUGAUGCGUCGGAUAUUGCUGUAACAACAAAUCCAGUUAUCAAAGCAAUUUGCCCGAGUGAAGGAUGGACACAAGGUGGCACUCCAGUUAUCAUUAUUGGUGAAAACUUCUUUGAAGGUCUUCAAGUUUCAUUUGGCCCAACAACGGUUUGGAAUGAGUCAAUUCAAAUAAUCACACCACACGCAAUGCGAGUUACAACACCACCACGUCAUAUGCCCGGUGUAGUUGAAGUCACUCUUUUAUACAAAUCAAAACAGCUGAAUCGAGGAAAUCCUGGUCGAUUCGUUUACAUCUCCUUAUCGGAGCCAAGUAUCGACUUUGGAUUUCAAAGGUUGCAGAAAUUAUUGCCAAAAUAUCCGGGAGAUCCGGAAAGACUUCCAAAAGAACUUAUAUUGAAGAGGGCCGCUGAAUUAGCAGAGGCACUUUACAAUAGUCAGCAGUUCACGCUACCACCUCCACGAACACCCGCUGAUCAAUUGUCACAUUAUGCAUCUGCGUAUACAGCACAAUUUGAUGCAAAUACAGAUUAUACACGCUCACAUACAUCACCAAGAGCAUUGCCAGCCUACGGUAGCGGCGCCGUGCCUCAUUCGUUAUCAUCCGCUGUCUACCAGGGCACCUAUUCAGCAUCGAUGAGUGCCUCACCUGCUGCCCAAUUUCUUAACGCUCCUUCAAGCUUUGCACCGUUUGGAGCUGUAAAUCCGUUUACCGCAUCGUUACAAACAACCACAAGGCUUGCUUGA